AUGGCUCCCGACCCAAGCGGAGGGUCUCCUCCAGAAAUGACGGAACACUUGGAUAAUCGCGGGAAAGCCCUUUUAACACCAAUCCCUUCUAACAGUCAGGCUUUCCUUCCUACUUUCGUUAAGAAUUACUCUGAUAAAAACGGGAAUGAUGUCACCAGGGAUGUCAGUAAGGGACGCAGGACCUUCGCGUUCUGGACCCUGGUCUGCCUACUUCUGGUGACGGCGGUUGGCAACCUUGUUCUUACGUUCAGCAUUCUUGGAGUAUUACGUCUUGGUAGCGGUCUGGAGAGCAUGGAGUUCCUCCCGCUUCAUGAUGCUGUGAAGUUUCUUGGGGAUACGAAUCUCGAUAAUAUCUAUAAGAAGGAUGGUUUGAUCGAGAGCUUCCGAGACACACCCUUGAGCAUCACCAGCGAAAAUGGAUCAGUUCUUAUAACACUACAGACCAGGGCUCCUCGUUCUGAGACCAAGCUGAUAGUGAACACUACGGGAGUAUUCAUCAAGGGAGUGAACACUUUCAACAUCAAUGACCCUGACUCCGGCGUCCAGCUGUUCAGCUCUGGGAAUCCAGAAGUAACUGUUAACGAAAACCUUAACAGUUUAAACGCGAGACAAGUAUCAACCAAGAGGAUUUCGUCGCCGGUUGAUGAAGACCUGGUCUUCCGAUCCGAAGCCUCCGCCUACCUACGAGGAGCCGAGGGGACGCACAUGGAAUCUAAGGAGUUAUAUUGGAGUGCUGACCAGGAUAUACAUCUCAGAUCCGCGAAUGGAUCUGUUGUACUCAGCGGCAAAGAGGGAGUGUUUGUGGAUGUACGCUACCUCCCUAUCGCCUUGCCGUCCAAAGACCACCACGGCACCGGUCAGUUUAAAGUAUGCGUUUGUAUGCCUCAAGGCAAGCUGUUCAGAAUCGCUGUCCCCGACGGUCAAAGAGUCACUUGUUCUCACAUAAACACAACCGGCGACUUCAAUCCUUGCGGAUAG
This is a messenger RNA of Danaus chrysippus (African queen), 978 nucleotides long. NCBI's taxonomy places the organism in Eukaryota, Metazoa, Arthropoda, Insecta, Lepidoptera, Nymphalidae. The record is from the annotation of a GenBank genome assembly.